Seminavis robusta is the source of this 1308-nucleotide messenger RNA. The record is from the annotation of a GenBank genome assembly. Lineage: Eukaryota; Bacillariophyta; Bacillariophyceae; Naviculales; Naviculaceae.
AUGAGGAAGGAUAAGGGAUUCCCUUCAGCAAGCUUUUUACUGGGCUUGGUGUCAUCCUUCAAGAGGAAACCAAGAACAUCAGAUGGAGAAGAAGAUCAUCCGUGGUGGUGGGGUAUCCUAGUAAGGGAUCUGUUGGAAACGGCUAUUUCAUGGGUGGUGGCACUUGCUUUGGCUUGCUACCUUGGCAUUCUAUACCUCGCUGGAACCUCUCCCGCAACAAAGGCAAUUUGGCGGUGUCCAUUGGUAACCACCAAUCGAAACAAUGAGGAAACUCCAGGGGCACUCGAUCAAUUUCAGAAUAUCCUCAAGGAGGCAAGACACAAAAAGGAAAAAUCAGAAAAUGUGUUGACGGACAAGGAACUGCUACAAGUCAUGUGCUCCAGCACAGAAGCACGGAGAUGGGCAUCCAUAGCCAUGCAACAGUACGAACACAAGGACAGCAAAGAUUCCCUUUUGAUGGCCCAGCUCAAACGAAUAUGGCCCCAACUACUGGAGCUACCAGCACCACCACAAAACAAUUCAAAAUCAAAGCAUCCCUUUGAGAUUAGUGUGGUCGUGCCGGCCUUUGGGGAAGAUGGAAGUCGCAUUCAAACCAAUUUGCAACGGGCCCUCGAUGCGAGCCAAAAUCCCCAACGAUUGCAACUGGUGCUGGUCGAUGCGGGACGGAACACCCACAUGGAACAAGCAACUGUCUUUGCUGGUGGAAAGCAGCAAUGGGCUAAUGUCAAGAUCGCCACGUAUUCGGGAGGAGGAGGACGAGGAGCCACGCUCAACCAUGGGGCCCAACAUGCGGAUGGAAGAAUACUGACAUUUCUACAUUCCGACAAUUUGCUGCCCGAGAAGUGGGAUGAUCAAAUCCUCUCCGUCUUGGGUUCUGACGAAACAACAACUACUCGUGUCAUUGCCUGUGCCUUUUCGUUUCGCAUCCAUACCACAAACACAGCUUGUCCGCCAGGAAUGGCAGCAGCACAAUGGUUGGGGACCAUACGAACCAAAGUAUUUCAUGCCAUCUAUGGCGAUUCCGUGAUAUCCAUGCCAACAACCUACUUUUCGUACCUUGGAGGAUAUCCACCACAAGCACCGCUUAUGGAAGACUAUGAACUCAUGGAUCUGAUUCGCAAACGUGUCGCCGCUCGGAAGGACGAAAGCUUGUGCAUUUUGCCAUCCGAAACACUCGUCUCGCCACGGCGGUGGCAAGUGAACGGGGUCCCCUACGUCAUUCUGUUCAAUUUUCUCUGUGUAUUUCUGUAUGAACACAGAGGGUGGUCGUCACAGAAGCUGUUUGAGUUCUACUAUAGUGGAAGAUAG